AUGCCUCCCAUUAUCUCAGAGCUCCUCAAGUUCACUGUUGCCCCCAGCUUUCGGCUUGCUUCCGCAAGUUUCACCAACCUACGCCGAACUGUGGCUGCGAAUGGCGCGAAGGAGCAAUACUAUGGAACAGACAUGAAUUCGUCGAGCAUCCUAUUGUGGGUUAUUCAAUGGCACGCCGAUAAAGGCCCCCUUGAAUCGCCAGAGUUCAGAAGUGCGGUCAAAACUCUGGACGUGAAUGAAACGCCGCAAAGUUGGUACUUGCCGUUCGCCCACGACAGUAUACCAAGACCCGCCCUGACUGCUCCUGUCUGCGAACUGUGUUUCCUUCACGUUGAUAAAACGGCGGACAAGAAGAGCCUUGCCCACUCGCUGAACAAGACCUUCACUGACUGUUACUUCGCUGAUGGGUUUACGGGUGGCCACUGGAGCACAGCGACCAACGAUGACAAUAUGAACUAUUAUUACUUGGGAUGGGAAAGUCGCGCACACCAUUCCGCGUACUCGAAAACAGAUCUGUUCGCCCUCGAGGUUGACAAACUCAUGCCGCACAUGGAUGAUGGGGGAGCUAACUUCGUGAAGCUGACACAGGAGUUGGACUGA
This is a messenger RNA of Pleurotus ostreatus (oyster mushroom), 600 nucleotides long. RefSeq lists its product as uncharacterized. Lineage: Eukaryota; Fungi; Basidiomycota; Agaricomycetes; Agaricales; Pleurotaceae. Bases 1 to 600 code for a protein of 199 amino acids. The record is from RefSeq and is a predicted model, not a curated record. The transcript has 4 exons.